Messenger RNA from Nicotiana tabacum (common tobacco), 879 nucleotides. The record is from RefSeq and is a predicted model, not a curated record. NCBI's taxonomy places the organism in Eukaryota, Viridiplantae, Streptophyta, Magnoliopsida, Solanales, Solanaceae.
AUGAAUCAGCAUGCACAAUAUGGGAACACUUACAACCCAAAUUGGAAGAAUCACCCUAACAUCUUCUGGGGUGGAAAUCAGGCAACUCAAAAUCAUUAUAGACCCCAAGGAAAUUACAGUCAACCUCAGAAGCCACCCCAGCAAGUUGAGGAGAGUACAAAUGACUUGUUAAAGAAGUUGUUGCUUGACAAUCAACAACUCAGGACCGAUUUCAAAAAUCUUGAGAGGCAAGUUGGGCAGUUAGCAUCAAAUCAAAAUAACAGGCAUGCAGGCGCUCUUCCUAGUGAUACAGAGAAGAACCGUCAAGUCAAUGCAGUCACACUCAGAAACGGGAGGGAAUUAGAAGAAGUGCCAAAGAAUAGAAGAGAUAAGCCUACACCUGAGGGGGAGUUGAUUCCUAAGGCAACACCCGAGUCAAAUAAAGAUGAUGCAAGUUCAGAGCCAUACAUCAAAGAUAUAGUGGCUCACAAGAGGAUAUUGACUGAAUUUGAGACAGUCGCACUUACUGAGGAGUGCACUUCGAGGGUCCAAAACAAGCUUCCACAAAAGCUUAAGGACCCUGGUAUCUUUACCAUCCCUGUGCGGAUUGGUAAUAUUGAUAUGGGGUGUGCUCUUUGUGAUUUGGGGGCGAGCAUAAAUUUAAUGCCCUUGUUCUUGUUCAAGAAAUUGGGUCUGGGAGAUCCAAGACCAACCACUGUGAUGUUGCAACUAGCUGAUAGAUCCAUAGCUUACCCUGAAGGAGUGAUGGAAGAUGUGUUGUUGCAAAUUAGGAAAUUCAUCUUCCCAGUGGACUUCAUUAUCCUAGAUUAUGAGGCUGAUGAACAAGUUCCAAUCAUAUUAGGACGACCUCUCUUGGCUACAGGUGAUGCAAUUAUUUAA